Thrips palmi is the source of this 3686-nucleotide messenger RNA. Its product is annotated as E3 ubiquitin-protein ligase TTC3-like. The record is from RefSeq and is a predicted model, not a curated record. The coding region runs from base 352 to 3339 and encodes 995 amino acids. NCBI's taxonomy places the organism in Eukaryota, Metazoa, Arthropoda, Insecta, Thysanoptera, Thripidae. The transcript has 22 exons. Gene Ontology annotation, molecular function: protein binding.
CAAGCCGCAAGCGCGUUGGAUUGAGCGUUGCAGCGGGCUUUCAACUUUCCACCCCCUCCGCCCCCUAAGCGGAUGCGGAUGCGGAUGCGGACGCGGAAGCCGAGCGAGCGAAGAGCGAGCGAGAAGAGAGAGAGAGAGAGAGAGAGAGAAAGGAGAAGCGUCGAGGAAGAAAGUGGGAAAGCUGCGAGCUGGAUUUUGAUUGUCUUCUAAGGUUUUCAAAAUUUCUGGAGUUCUGGAAGAUUUUCUUGUCACGAACGCUGCUUAGUGGGUUGUUUUACUUUGGAGUCUAUCUGGCUUCUCCCAAAUUCGCGAGGAUUGAGGGCUGGGGCUACAUCCACCGGGAGGGUUAAGAUGGCUGGUAUGUCCGAUGAUUUCGAAACAGCCGAGAACUGGAAGGAGGCGGGCAAUGAGGCUAUGCGGAAAGGGAAAUACUCUGAGGCCAUUCUUAACUAUAAGAAGGGUUUGAAGAUAGAACCCCGUAACGCUAUAUUGAAUUGUAAUAUAUCGCAGGCUUAUCUGGCAAAAAAAGAAUUUUGUGAAGCAGAAAAAUAUAGCAAAUUUGCCAUUGAGGAGCAGCCCUCCUAUGUUAAGGGAUACUAUCGUGCUGCUAAGGCUGCCCUCGGCCGGCAUUGCAUCUAUGAUGCAAUGCUCUACCUGGCUGAAGGAGCAGCCAACUGCAGUGGAACACCCCAAUGCGAGGACUUAUAUGUCAUGGCUCGGGACUUGAGUCCAGAGUUUGAGAACUCGUUGCGACGAUGUCAAAAGGCACCCAGUGCAAAGCCUUCCCAACCUCAGACUUCCCAACAAAAAGUUGAAGAAGAUUUUGACAGACAGCUGGACGAGAAGUCUAAGAGAAAAAGAGACCUGGAGAAGAAACGAGAACUUCUUAAAAAGCAGGACAAGGAAGUCACUGACGCUCUUGAAAGAGAAUCAAGGGAGCUUGAGGAACUUGCAAAGAAGAAAAAGGAACAAGAACGGCUCAAGAAGGAGAAGGAACUGCAAGAAAAGAAAGAGCGAGAGGUGGAAGCAAAGAAGGCUCGCGAACUGGCAGAUAAGAAGGCGCGGGAAAUGGAAGAAGCCAAAGCUCGGGAGCUGAAGCUAAAGAAAGCGCGUGAGCUAGAAAAUAGUAAAAAGAGAGCCGAAGAGGAGAAAAUUCAAAAGGAACUGGAGAGAAUCACAUCUCUUAAAGAUCAAAUUCAUAAUGAUAGUCGGGAUGGCUCAGCGGCUCUUAUGAAAGGCUUUGGCCGAAAGGCAGUUGAUAAGUUGGAGAGAGCCUUGGACACAAUAAGGUCUCAUCCAGCUGAUACUGAGAAUCUAGGGUUCAGUGAUCCGAUGGACAUUGUUGUUCUUCAAUACACAUAUUCACAGGCUCUCAUUGAGUCUGGCGAGUACACAGAUAUUAUGAAAGGCAUUAAAGUUCUUGAGGGCCUCGAGUUAGAUAAACAGCACCUAAAGUUUCCUGCUAUCCUCCUUUUAUUAGGAAAAGCUAUGUUGAGACUCAACAGGUUUAAGGAGGCUCUGCUCCCUUUAAAGAGAGGAUUGGCUUUUAUUGAACGAGGAACCCCUUUUCCCCGUUUCCCAUGGCCUGGCACUCAUGAUGUCAUUGAUGUCACGGAGCGCCAACAUCUUAAGGCUGAAUUGGAAAGUUCUGCAAAGGUUUGUGGCAUUUAUCAUAAACCGGAUGCAGUUUGCUUUCAUCAGAAAUGUAGUACGACUUCAAGUCAGCAUAUUAUUCCUUCUCGAAACAUAUUCUUUAGUGAUCCAGACUUUAAUGGUUUUUUGACAAUUGUGUGCUCAGAAAACUGUAACAUCUUUUUCCACUUAUCAUGUUGGAAGGAUUUUCGAGAGCAUCUCUCUAUAGAAAAAUUGUCUGAGAAGGAUUUUUUAACUAAAGAUUGUUUCACUCCUGAUUGUGGUGCAGUUGUUGUGAAGCUCGCCAUCACAGGACCUGAUGGCGAGGUUAAAUCUCACUGUGAGCACACAAUUAGCCGGGCCCAAGCUAUUGAGGCAACUUCUCUUCCUAAAAGCCCUAACAAGAAGCGAAGGAAAAAAGAACUGGAGAAAGACAGCAAGCAGGAUCACAGCAAAAAGAAGAGGACAAGAUGUGAUUCUAAGAGUCAAGAUUUUAAGACUGACAAUUUUACUCCCAAGAACAAUUAUUCUCAAGGGGAUAGCAAUAUACAAUACAGUGAUGCUAUUGCUAAAUUAAUAGAAGCCAGGGCAAACAACUUUGGUUACCACUCUGUUCCUGACAGCCUGGAAGUUGGUGAUAACCCUACAAUUUCUAUGCCAUCUCAUUUAAAUCAAAAUGAGGAAUUCAUUUACUCGUAUUUUUAUGAGAUCUUUAAAAAAAAUGGACAUAUGUCUGUAUUUGCAUUGCAAGAACAUUGGGAGGCCAACAGAGAGCUACUGCCUGAACUUGAACCUGCUUUAGUUACUCAUACAGAUUUGGUUAAAUUUUUAUUGGAUACCGAUGGGUUUGCUGUAGUUCAAGAUAUGAUAGGAAUUGCAAGUGAUCUGCCUAAAAUUUCUGCUGUGGUGGAGUCUAAGACUGAGCCUCUGCCCGCGGUCGAUGGAUGGCAAUUUUCAGCAGCUACCAUACAAGAGGCUAGUCAAACCUUAUCCUUCAAUUCAGCUCUACCAGAAAAUUAUGAAGAGGUAGAUACAAGAGCUGAAGAUCUUAGUAAACAUGACUGCGACAAAAGCAGCAGUAGUUCAUAUCAUUCUAUUUCUGAAGAUGGUAACAAAGAAGAAGAAUCUUCAUGCAUUGAUUUGGAUGGAUCUUCAAAUGCUCUAUUUUCAUCUGACCAUACUUUUAACCUUGGCAAAGCGGCAUAUGUCAAUGGUUAUAACUCAACUGAUCAUGUAAAUAGUGAGGGCAGUUCAGAUUCCUCAAAUAAUGCUAAUGUCAAGCCUAGUUUGCCACCGGCUGUCGAAUCAUCAAAGGCUCAAAGUUCUAAUGACCUCAAACCUGUCAAUGGAAAGAAUCGCCUGUCAAAUUUGCCGGUAAUAGGCAUUGAGCUUUCAGAUAAAAUGACCAAUUUAAAAGUUAAUGAGGAGACAAACAAUAAUUGCAAAGUAAGCAAUCCAGUGAUUAAUGACAAAACUAUGCAGAAUCACUCUUCAGAACAAAGCUCACCAAGAGCCGCUCCCGCUCCCUGGAAGCCGCGGGCUAAAUUAUUAAAGUGGGCUUGUGAGGCGUUCCCAGGGGAACCUGAAAGGAAAUUGUGGGAUGCUCUGACAAAAGUCAGAGCUGAAAACAACUUUACUCUAUCAGGACUCUCUUUCGAUGCUAUUCGUGAAAAAGUGAGAUCUGUUUUGCUGGUGAAAAGUACUUAAUUGUAAGCAGUUGGAAGCAAGCUUUUUUUUUCUGUUUCUUAGGCAAAUGUUAUUUUCAUCAGCAUCUUUUCCCUUAAACCUAAAAUAAUUGGACCAUUUCUUCAAUCUUGACCCCAUAUUUUCCUUGUGCCUGUUGGCUUGAAAAUGGUGGUCAACUUGUGUCAUUUCGUUCAAGUGAAAAAAAUUGCUAUAUUUUUAUUUUUUUUACAUGGUUGUUGGACCAAAAUGGUAUGGAGUAUUUUUGUUUUCAUAUCUGGACACGCCUAAUAUUUCAUGUGGACCAUAUAUACCUAAUUUUUCUUCUGGUGCACAAAGACUAAAGAUAAUAAAGAGAUUUUCCUCAAAAA